Drosophila hydei is the source of this 1405-nucleotide messenger RNA. Its product is annotated as ubiquitin-conjugating enzyme E2 W. The coding region runs from base 290 to 862 and encodes 190 amino acids. The transcript is spliced from 5 exons. The record is from RefSeq and is a predicted model, not a curated record. Lineage: Eukaryota; Metazoa; Arthropoda; Insecta; Diptera; Drosophilidae.
GAAAUUGAAAUUAAAAUUGUUGGCUAAAAUGCGGCUACUGCUGCUGACUGAGUGCGUUUAUAAAUUGUGCUGGGCCCUGGGCGAACGUAACAAAGUUGGCUAUUGAAAAAGCGAGAAACGAAAUCACAUUUGAGAGUUUAGUCUAAACACAGCAACAUUGCGUGCGGUGCUACGAAACAAUCAGAUACCCGAAAAUAUAAAACAAGGCUAGAAAAACUAUCAAAAACUCGUCUUCCAAUAACUUUAAUAUAGUGCGAUCCUAGUCGAGACUGUGUUAACAAUAAUCGAAAUGCUAAAGCUGUUCAAGAAAACCAAAGACAAAAUUCCCAAAUCGGAGAUCAUCAACGAGCCGAAGGAGCCCCAAAAGCCGGCCGUCUCCAAAUGUGGCAAGCCACUGCUGCUGGACAAUUCACGCUGGGAGCGUCGUUUGCAUAAAGAACUGAUGUCCCUGAUCAAGGAGCCGCCGCCGGGCGUUACUGUUGACACCGAAAGCGUACAGCAAAAUUUAUCAGAAUGGAAAAUAAACAUCAAGGGUUUCGAAGGCACGCUUUAUGAGGGCGAAGACUUUCAGCUGCUGUUUAAAUUCAACAAUAAAUAUCCCUUUGAUUCGCCAGAGGUAACAUUCAUUGGGAGCAAUAUACCUGUGCAUCCGCAUGUCUAUAGCAAUGGUCACAUCUGCUUAUCCAUAUUGACCGAGGACUGGUCGCCGGCGCUGUCGGUGCAGUCGGUGUGCCUUAGCAUAGCCUCCAUGUUGAGCAGCUGCCGCGAGAAGAAGCGACCGCCAGACAAUACGCUCUACGUGAAGACAUGCAACAAAAAUCCCAAAAAGACUAAAUGGUGGUACCACGAUGAUUCUGUUUAGUUAGCGUUGCGAUUUAUGACUACUGCCUGCUGCUUGCAUUGCGCAUACACAAAAACUAAACUCAACAGCACAUCACAAACAUAAACAAAGCAAAGUAAAAAAGGAGAAAAACAGUGAAAGAAUCCAAUUUGUUGCCUGCCUGCCUUCCUGCCUGCCUGCAAGGACAUUGCCAACAACAGCGAAUCAACUCUUCAUCUAACAACAAUAACAGGAACAACAAUAUUCAAGUAGUUAACAACAAAUCAAUAAUAGUUUAUCAAAAAGCAACAACAAUUUGGAACUGCAUUUCAAGGCCUAGGCACGUUAGGUGUAAAUUAGCUGUGACAUAUUACCACAUUGUUAUUUCUAAAACAAUCGUACAUACAUACAUACACAUACGUACAUCCGAUACCAAGCAGUGCACUUUGAGAGCAAAAAAAUGCAAGUGAACCCAAUAACAUGUCACUGGGCAACAAUGAAUUAGUUAAAUAAUAUAUAAUACAAAAAAAAACACCUUACAGCAAACAAUCAACAAACAAACCGACGCAAGCGAGAAAUAUAUAU